Labrus bergylta (ballan wrasse) is the source of this 1446-nucleotide messenger RNA. Lineage: Eukaryota; Metazoa; Chordata; Actinopteri; Labriformes; Labridae. The record is from RefSeq and is a predicted model, not a curated record.
CGCGGCAAAAUGCCACAGUGAUGGUGAACAAGUGCAAUGGGUUACCAGGUGUCGCUGAAGAGCACGCGGGGUGCUAUCGACGUCUUCCUCUGUCCAGAAGACAGCUCCGGCGUCUGCAGCCCAGUGACAGAUGUAGUCCCUCCAAACCCAAUGCUGACUCUCCUCUUGUCCCGCCUCCUGCACAACCCACAGACCAAUCACAAGCCAGAGCAUCCACAAACACCCUGGAUGUGGGUUUAUCAUCACCAGCAUCCACGUCGUCCACGGUGACGGCAGCCUCCCAGCAGGACCCGUCGUCUCUGGUGUUAGGAGGGGACACAGAAUCCCUCCUUGGAGGCGACCCGUUCUCCGGCCUCGCAGACAUGCCCGAUUUUAACUUUUCACCCCUCUCCUCCUCGGACUUCCUGAACGGCGAGGGCUUUCCCCUCCCGCUGGACGGCUUCAUCAACCUAUCCCCCCCUCACAGUCAUGAUUACCACUUUGGACUAGAGGACAAUGAAGGCAUCAGUGAACUGUUUGACUGUGACUUUGGAGACCUUUCGCAAGUUCUGGGCGACAGUUAAAGAAGAAGAAGAAGAAGGAGGUUCAGCUUUUAGGACUUUCUUCUUUCUGUUGGGGCUUCUCAAGGAGUGCAGGAAUUUCAGGACAAAUCUUUGUCAAAAUCUCAGCCUUCAUAUUCUAAGCGUGGGUUGUGGGAGAACGUGUAGUUAUUACCUUGGUGAACCCGACAACAACCACCCAAAUCUCAAACUGGCCCCAAAUUGUACAGCACACUAUUAGCACUUCUUUUGGCCAUUGCAACAUUUUAGACCAAGAAUUGAGCUCUAGUAUAGCUAUUUAAAUUAUUUAUACGAAUGCUAUUUUGAUAUUUUGUACCAAGUGAGCUUUUUUUGUUAUAAUUGAUGAUGUUAUAUCCGAGUGGAGAGCGCAGGUAGGUAGGUGUGUGUGUGUAUAUAUGUGUGUGUGUGUGUGUGUGGAGUAUGGAUUCAUAGGGCUGGUUUUUCCUUAACACUGAUUGGCUCAAAUCUAACUACUUAUACUCCUCGUCUCAGCGGCCAUGUUGUGUUCUGUAAGGUUGCAUUUUUCGGCAAAGUCAGAGAGUUUGCACCCAACAGAAGCUGCCUCUAUGGAACCAGUAUCACAGGAAGUGCAGGUUCAGUGAUGGGCCGUCCAGAAGUGUCUUGGUGCAGUUUCAAAUAUAUAUUUUUCACAACUAUAGAGAUGAUCAUAAGCACAAAGGUAAAAGCUUCAUGAUAAUCAGAUUUGUCAAACACACUGGAAUCCUUUAAGACUGGAGUGAAAUUCGAGAUUUUAUUGCCCAAUCGAACGACUCGAUUUGCACAUGUUCCACGGCGGAUUAUUAAAUGUACAUAAAGACAGAGAGACUGUGUAUAAGAAGUGGACAUAGCCACCUUAAUCAUCACCCAUUUGUGUGGAACUACCUUU